CAAACAUUUCGCCAAACUAGCCGAUUCGUAAUGAAUGCGAACGACAUGGAUGACAACUGACUUGGCGGACAUGCCAGCACAGCGUGGCCGCUCGGUGUGUGGCGUCCUCGAUGACGGACUUUCUAUUCUUCGCGAGCUGAACGUGGGGAUUGUCUAUCAACUCAACUUCAUGAGAAUCUCAUGUGUAUUACACAUUACGACAAGCAAGGAGGGAGCAAGCAUGCAUAUUUUUUGAUCUUUAAUUUUCCUUCAGGAGGAGUUCAUCAAGGGGAAAUCGGCCUGUUAGAAGAUACCAGAAAUCCGCGGGCGGGCGUUCACAUCAUUUCAAUUCGUAUAAGCCUGUGCCGCACACACACACACAGCACGAACAAGAAAAAAAAAGAGAAAGUGUGUCGGUUGUGAAGAGAGGAGGGGAUCCUGGCGCAGCUACCAUCACGACUUGUUUUCAUUUGUUUGGCCUUCUCACCAUGGAAAUGAGGACCAAUUUAUUUCACAGCAGGGUGAAACGGAACUGCAAGGGGAUCAUACCAAAAGAACAAAAAACACCAAAAUCUCUGCUAGCUUUUGCUGGCUUUGGGUCAGGCAGUGCCUUGCCUUUAAUCUUCAGCAUCAAGCCUAGUUCUCUUCUUUUCUUUAUCUCUCCAAAGAAAUCCUCUUAUUGUCGAGGCUGUCCAGAACCCGGAGUCAGGAGCUUCGGAGGAAGGGAGGACGCCUACCAUUGCUACUUUUGAUAUGGACAAGAGAUGGUGGCGGACUGGGGGUGGGAGGUACGGGAGUGAGUUUGAGUGUUGGCUUUCGGGGUAUUUCAUCAACACCAUGUGUUGGAUGGACAGGCCCCUUUUGUAGCAGUCUCGAGGAGCUGUCCAGAUAAAAAGAGUACUACUACUACUAGGCAAGAGCAUAGGCAAAUGGAUCAAUAUUCAAUAUUC
Messenger RNA from Cryphonectria parasitica EP155, 929 nucleotides. RefSeq lists its product as uncharacterized. The transcript has a single exon. Bases 468 to 731 code for a protein of 87 amino acids. NCBI's taxonomy places the organism in Eukaryota, Fungi, Ascomycota, Sordariomycetes, Diaporthales, Cryphonectriaceae. The record is from RefSeq and is a predicted model, not a curated record.